Molecule: messenger RNA, 1198 nt
Organism: Cucurbitaria berberidis CBS 394.84
Lineage: Eukaryota; Fungi; Ascomycota; Dothideomycetes; Pleosporales; Cucurbitariaceae
Exons: 2
Coding region: 121-828 (235 amino acids)
Biological process (GO): N-acetylglucosamine metabolic process
Cellular component (GO): cytoplasm
Source: RefSeq, a predicted model, not a curated record
CUGAAAUCAUAUCGUACAUGGAAUCCGGUCCGAUUGUACACCAAUUUGCCUCUUGUAGUGCUGGAUUCCCAACUUACACACUGCAACAAAAUAUUCACAACAUACUAGCCAAUUCAUCCAAUGGCACGAGGAAUGAGCGACAAUGUCAGUCACGACGCACCCUUCUCUGCGAAAGAGAUGGAGAGCGCAAGUUGGAAUCUCACCGACGUGGAUCGCAUGCUCCUCGAACAGACUGAUGAGGAGUACGAGCCCCACGAAUGGGAAGAAUUGAAGACGAUAGUCGCCGAGAAUAAGCUCGAUCUCUUCAAACGUGUUCCGUCACACCUACGCCGCUACCUGCGCUGGUCUAUGGCCAUCAAACGUCAAUACAAUGGCAUACUCCCAUUCAUCUGCAAAGAGAGACUCCAUUGGGACUACAGCGAAUCGGGUAUUACCUUCAACAACCCGACUCCCUUUAGUAACACAUCUGACUACUGUAUCCGCCUUAACGACUGGCCAUACGGCGUUGCCCCCGGAAUUCAUCAUCUGGUGGUUUGGUUGAAGACACCCUUUCCUGUUGGUAAAGACGGAGAACUGACUCCCGAGUCUCGCGCUCGGAUUGAGACUUUUGUCAGCGCCACGUUCGUGCAGCGCAUGGCGGGAGACGGGCAUCGCAAUGCGGCCGAGGAUCGGGUGCUCUGGUUCAAGAAUUGGACAGCGCUGCAAAGUGUCUCUGCACUAGAGCAUUUUCAUGUCAUGGUGCGGGAUGUACGCGAAGAUUUGCUGGAGAGUUGGGUUGGGAAGGACCAUAUGGAAACCAUUGCCCAAGGUGCCUACAAAUGUUUUUAGAGAUAGAAUAGUAAUGCAUCAAAUUAUUAUUGAAGCUCGUUCACGCAAGGCUCCGUAUGUAUGACGUAAUUAAUGAAGCUACUCGUAGGGGAAGUGCCGAGUGGUCAGGACAUGCAUAAUGGAUUUGGUCUCUCUAAUUCAAUGAAUAAAGGACGAUAAGUGUGCUACAGUCUGAUGCAAUGAAAGAUUAUGAAGUAAGCAGGUAAUGUUGUCCAGGAGUGAAAACCACCAUGCAACACAAGAAAUCGCAACACCGACCGGAAAUAUCCUUGAAAGUCACGGCCGACUUAUAUCACCAGUUAGUGAUAUCCUCUACCACCUCCACUGAUAUCAUUUUCCAGUAUCACCCUGUUGAACCAUCUCUUAACGC